UACUUUGGAUGUAAACAUUGAAUUUUACAGUGUCGUAUUUUCAACGUUUGCAAAGCCAAAAGGAAUGUCAUCGAGAUACCAACAUAUCUGAGAUUACAAAUGGCAAAUACACAGGAUUUAGAAGUGUUUAGACAGAGAUGGAAAGAGGAAGUAAACAGAAAACAAAGCAACCAACAUAGAGGAAACGCGGACGGAGAGAGGAAUCGUAAUGAAGAGACUAAUUCAGCUUCAAGUUCUAGACAUCAUAACGUGGCAACACCACCAAAAAGUGUCAACAUAAAGUUAAAUGAUAACAUAAUCACCUCUAAUCCGAAUGAUGAUAGUUUGAACAGUAAACGGGAGGUGGCUUAUUAUCCGUUUAACAUUGUGUGUAAUCUGUUAAAAGAUGGACAAAAUCCUCAAUUAGAGAACCAACAGACUGGCAAUAAAGAAUCAGUUAUAAAUGAAAAGUGUCUAAAGAGACCUAAAGGUCGACAAUCAAAUGACAAGUCUGUCAAGAAGUUCAAACUGAAAGAUAUAUUCUCAAAUAAACAAAGUGUAAAUGAUGGAUCGGGCAAAAGCAAAGAAAGAAUAUUGGACAAAUUUAUUUCAGACUUGGAUGAGAUUAACGAAAUUCCAUUCUUUGACUUGUCCAUCCCAAGAGAAGUAGGAAUCAAAAUAUUCCAGCAUCUUAGUAUGCCAGAUUUAUGCAGGUGUGCCCAGGUCAGCAGGAGUUGGAAAAGCCUGGCUGAAGAUGAAUUCUUAUGGUGUAAGAUUUGCCACGAUCUUGGAUAUGAAGAGGAUGUUUUUACUAUAGAAAAAAUAAACUGGAAAGACAUAGUCAGGCAGAAUAUCAUGAGAAAAAGGAGUAUUCUCUCAAACUGGAAGGAGAGGAAGGGAGAUGUCCGACAACUUCAGCACCUACCUGGUGGAAUUCUGUGCUCUGUACACUCUUACCUCAACGUUGUUGCUGCAGGGUAUACAAAAGGAGAUAUCAAGGUAUGGGAUCUAGAAAAUGAAGAAGACUUCAUACUGCAGCCUUCUAACACAUCUCUCAUUAUAAACGAGGAGGAAGAGGAAGGCACCAUUACAAACUUUGUCAACCAGGUCGCCACGUCCAAAAAUAUGAUAGCUGCUGUCUUUCAACAAGGAAAUGUUGAUGCUUGGCAACUCCAGGGAAAUCAGACACAGCCCUGUUAUACAUUUGUUGACAGCCAUUCCAAAAAAAUAUCUCAUCUGUGUUUAUCAAACCUGUCAGACACCAUGGUAACAGCUGCUGGGCCAUUUGUUCAUAUGCACCAAAGGAAAUCUGGUUCAUUCCAGACACAACAAAUAGACGUUCAACAGUGGGUCCAGCAUAUUGAGCUGUUUGAGCCAUCAGCAGCCUCUCCACAUGUUGCUGUAUCCACAUGGUUUAAAGUCUCUUUAUACAAUAUGGAGACUCCAGACCACCAGUGUACGGAGAUACAUAACAUUAUAGAUCAGAACAUAUCAGCCAUUGAUGUAUCUGAGGAAAGUAAUAUUCUAGCAGUUGCUCUGAAGCAGAAGGUAAAGAUGUAUGACAUUCAUUCAAAGAGGGAGAUACAGGAUUUGUAUGGACACACCAGAGAAAUAUCGUGUAUGAAUUUACGAAACAGUCCCCUCAAUCAAAUAGUGACUGGAAGCGUAGAUAGAAGGGUGCGAGUUUAUGACAUCAGAACCAGUAAUCCUGUAGCUUCCUUCACGGGUCACAUGUACGAGGUCACUUCAGUACAGAUGGACGACUGGAAGGUGGUGUCGGGAGGAUUCGGGGGGUUUGUUUAUGUGUGGGACCUCCGCAUGGCUCGUAAACUUUGGGAAAUUCACAGCAGACACCCUGUUAGACACUGUAAAUUUUCAGAAGACAAGCUAAUAGUUGGAAAUGUACCAUCUUCAAAAUUCCCUGUUGUUGAUGAAUAUGAGAACAUCACCCAUAGAAAAUACAGGGGAGGGAUACAGGUGUACGAUUUCUCCAGGGACCAGCUGACAGAGGGAGUACCUGACAUCUGCCUAUCUACCUAUGAUGAACCGAGUGCUUCCAGCUACAACAUGGCCUUAGUGAAUCCAUACGACAAAAUAUGAGGGCAUUUAUAAACAAUUAUAUGAGA
Molecule: messenger RNA, 2105 nt
Organism: Saccostrea cuccullata (small rock oyster)
Lineage: Eukaryota; Metazoa; Mollusca; Bivalvia; Ostreida; Ostreidae
Product: F-box/WD repeat-containing protein 8-like
Exons: 11
Coding region: 100-2079 (659 amino acids)
Molecular function (GO): protein binding
Source: RefSeq, a predicted model, not a curated record